AGCGUUCUCUUACUCUGCAGCCUGUCUGUUGUUUUGUGUGCAUGUGGAAGCAAAAGGUGCUCAUCUUUUAACAAAGAUCCGCAACGCUUUCAGCGUGUGUGAGAUAAACCGUUUGAAGUGAUGUGAAAAAUUCAGAUUGCACUUUCACUCGCACUAAUGAGAGGGAGAUAUUUUUAUGUAGCAGAAAGGAGUUGUUCUGUUGAGCCAAAAGCAGCUUCUGCCACUCUCCCUGUCUUUGUUCUACCAAACCCAGCUUUCUUGGCUGCUUCAUAUCACUUAGUUAACUAGUUUGAGUUAAAUAAAGCGAGGAUGUCCACCGACUGCCGGAAGACAAGUGCCACGGCCAUCCCGUCGAGCAGAAGGGUGAACAUCGACAACGCGGAUCACAUUCCCCACGAUUAUUCCACCACCCCCGGGGGGACUCUGUUUAGCACCACACCUGGAGGUACCCGGAUCAUCUAUGAUCGAAAGUUCCUGCUAGAGUGUCGCAGCUCUCCAUUGGCCAGAACCCCUCCCCGAGGUUUGCCCCCCAUCCCAGGGGUCACCAGCCCUGCUUCCAAAGAACCCAAUGAGAAGACCAUCAAUGGAGAGGUGGAGAACAAACACUCCAUUACUGCUCCUGAUAUGAGCAAUACCGGGGAUGAAGCACAGUUUGAAAUGGACAUCUAGGCGAAGCUGAACGAGUACUGAAGCGUGACUGAUGAUCAGGAGCAACUUUAUUUCAAUCUUUGUCUCUGGCAGAUUUACCUUCAUCAUCACUUUGUUUUCAACGUUUCAACAUCCGCCCUUUUGCUCAUGUGAUUGUUUUGCACAGAAAAAUAAUUUUAUUUUAUUUUUUGUCUGCUUCAGGGCUCAAUCCUUUUUUUUUUUUUUUACAUGUGAAAGUGUGCCUUCCUGUAGUCGCUGCAGUAAGAACAAAAGAGUCACCUCUGAAGGUACCUAAGACCAACAAUGCCUCAUCCAUGACGUAAAUCUAGAUCCAAUCCUCUGAAUAAACAUUCACUCCAGGAGAGCUUGUUGCUCAGUGUGCUUUCAUAAUCCUGCCAGCUCUCUCUAGAUCUCUAAAUCUCCUCUACCUGAAGUGUUACAUAACCAAUGUGAAGCUGACUUUCUUUUGAUCUUACAAAACAGUUUUUUUCACGGUUUGUGGGGUGAAUAAAGGAAACACAAAUGAACCUUUUCUCUUUUG
This is a messenger RNA of Cyprinodon variegatus (sheepshead minnow), 1189 nucleotides long. Its product is annotated as eukaryotic translation initiation factor 4E-binding protein 1-like. Gene Ontology annotation, molecular function: eukaryotic initiation factor 4E binding. The transcript has 3 exons. Gene Ontology annotation, cellular component: cytoplasm. Gene Ontology annotation, biological process: negative regulation of translational initiation. Bases 310 to 669 code for a protein of 119 amino acids. The record is from RefSeq and is a predicted model, not a curated record. NCBI's taxonomy places the organism in Eukaryota, Metazoa, Chordata, Actinopteri, Cyprinodontiformes, Cyprinodontidae.